AUGGCCAUUCAGUACGCAAGGGAGAACAACAUCUUCGAUGAGUUCCAACGCGCGAUUCUUCUCACGGAUCAAGCGGGGGACUAUAAAUCUCAGAGAGUUCUCUCUGACAUCAGUGAUGUCGAAGGCUGGGGAAUGCCCAUCACUAAAGUCUUCAAGCAAGCCCGCCACGGCAAAUCUACAAUAGACGCCGUUGGCGGGCGGGCUAAAAUCGCAAUGCGCGCCGAUGAGAUGAACGGGCUUUGCAUUCCGUCUGUCGAACUGAGCGACUAUGUUCUCCAACUAAACGAGAAGAUGAAGGACAAAGACAAGGACGAUGGGAUUUUCAUCAAUUUUGCGCACGAUCCGAAGCAAACUGACCUGCAGAUUUUGCGCAUCCACGACGGCGUUUUUAACAAGAUGACCAAGCUCCAAAAGAAAGACAACGCAGGAAAUGCUAUACAAACGAGUAUGGCUUCGAUCAGAAUGGUCAAAUGCAUAGAGAUACAAAAAAGAAGCCGUGAUUUCAUCGAAUUUUCCAUCAGCCACAACGUUUGCCCCAAUCUUUGCUGCUUGUUCGAUGACACUGAUUUUUGCGCAAACUGUACAUCAUAUAAACUUGUUGCUAACUCUGCAGAGUUCUCCUACGACGAAUAG
This is a messenger RNA of Oikopleura dioica, 633 nucleotides long. Lineage: Eukaryota; Metazoa; Chordata; Appendicularia; Copelata; Oikopleuridae. The record is from the annotation of a GenBank genome assembly.